AUGGAAGCAAGUACAGAGGAACGAGUAGACCCUUACAGUUACCCAUAUACAAAAAAGAAUUCUCCAAUUGUGACAUCAGAGGGGCGGGGCCAAGAAAAAGACUCUCUCACCGAUCUCUAUUCUAACGUCUUUACAAACAACAUCAGCAACAACAACAACACCAACAACAACACCAACAACAACAAUGAAGUCGCACAUGCCAUUAAACCCCACGGACGUAGAAGACCAUACUACGGUGAAGACAAAGAAGAUAUGAGGACAGCUGCUUCUGACAGUUCCAGACAGUCUCUGAUCAAUGACUGGUACGACAGGAACAGAAGUAAGAACAAUAGACACGUCCUAGACAAUGUAAUGGCCAAGAAAUAUUCAUCAGAGGCCAAGAAAAUACCUAGCGUCAGAAGGAAGUAUUACGAACUGAGAGGUAAGUGGGUGACCUCCAACCUCAAGGAGGCCGUCAACAAACACCUGGACCCGAUGCUCUUCAACAAAGCUGACGUCACCGAUCUCCGGGACGCCCACAAACCUAGUGACGCCAAGAAACUCUCUAACCUGGUGCUGCUGAGAAUCGGUCAGUAUAUUACUGAGAAUUGUUGGUCAGUUUAUUACUGA
Molecule: messenger RNA, 609 nt
Organism: Candidula unifasciata
Lineage: Eukaryota; Metazoa; Mollusca; Gastropoda; Stylommatophora; Geomitridae
Source: the annotation of a GenBank genome assembly